AUGGCCUGCUGUGCUACAAGCUUCUGUGGCUUUCCCACUUGCUCCACUGGUGGCACCUGUGGCUCCAGCUGCUGCCAGCCCACCUGCUCCCAGUCCAGCUGCUGCCAGCCCAGCUGCUCCCAAUCUAGCUGCUGCCAGCCCACCUGCACCCAGUCCACCUGCUGUCAGCCCAGCUGCACCCAGUCCAGCUGUUGUCAGCCCAGCUGCUGCCAGCCAAGCUGCUGCCAGACCAGCUGCUGUGGCACUGGUAGUGGCCAGGAAGGUGGCAGUGGAUCCCUGAGCUGCCGAGUUAGGUGGUGCCGCCCUGACUGCCGCGUGGAGAGCACCUGCCUGCCCCCCUGCUGUGUGGUGAGCUGCACACCCCCAACCUGCUGCCAGCUGCACCAUGCCCAGGCCUCCUGCUGUCGCCCAUCCUAUUGUGGACAGUCCUGCUGUCGCCCAGCCUGCUGCUGCCACUGUUGUGAGCCCAGCUGCUCUGAGCCCAGCUGUUAA
This is a messenger RNA of Grammomys surdaster, 492 nucleotides long. Its product is annotated as keratin-associated protein 1-3-like. Lineage: Eukaryota; Metazoa; Chordata; Mammalia; Rodentia; Muridae. The record is from RefSeq and is a predicted model, not a curated record. Gene Ontology annotation, cellular component: keratin filament. Bases 1 to 492 code for a protein of 163 amino acids. The transcript has a single exon.